Kwoniella shivajii is the source of this 1407-nucleotide messenger RNA. RefSeq lists its product as uncharacterized. The transcript is spliced from 6 exons. The record is from RefSeq and is a predicted model, not a curated record. NCBI's taxonomy places the organism in Eukaryota, Fungi, Basidiomycota, Tremellomycetes, Tremellales, Cryptococcaceae. Bases 1 to 1407 code for a protein of 468 amino acids.
AUGGAAGACGAUUUCGAAGAUCUUCUACGUGACACGGAGGAUGUCGAGUUUGAGAGUCCCGAAAAGCCUUCAACGGCUAAAUUACCUCAAAUCAUAUUGAACAUUGAUGAAAGAUCUAUCCCAAGUGCGAAUGAAUUGAGACUGGGUAAGAAAGUGUUUGAUCUGGAAAAGGAGAGGGAUGAUCUAUUGGCCGAAAUAUCGUCAUUGAAAAAGGUGGUAUCACUCUCAUCACACCCAACGAUCCCUAUCCCAAUUUCUGAUCCAACGACAACGAAAACGAUAACGGCAACGACAACGACAACAUCGAUUGCGAAUCCCUUCUCUACAUCCUCACCUGCCGUGUCUAAAACAAAUACGAACUCAAAUGAACCUAUUGAAAUCCCACAAGCUUUAAUACCGAUAUUAUCAUUACUUCGCAAUCAUAUUGAAAAAUUAACAAGGGAUAAUCAAUCUUUGAGAUAUACAUUUUUAGGGCCCAAUCCACCUUCAAAAGGAUCUAUCAAAACCACUCAAACUCCUCAAAUAUCAACACCUCUCCCUAUCCCUGUGCCCUCCAAUGUCCCAACUCCGUCAAUCGGCGUUGGGUCCACGAAUCCGAGUUCAAAUUCAGCUGCUAGUUCAUCCAAGUUUACUUUGGAUAUCGAUAUGGCUUCCAAGAUCCAGAGUCCAGGAUUAAUGUCUGCACCAACGGCUCAAAUGUCCGGAGCGGGCUCGACGGGACAAACGAAUCAGUCGUCUGGGCCCAUACCAGCAAACACUGUAAAUGAUGAAAAGGGACUUCCAAUUCAAUUACAGCAACAACAAGUGGAUUUGGAAAAAGUAUUAGAUAGAGUUAAAGAACUGAUCAAAGAAAAUGAAGAAUUGGGUGAAAUGGUACUGGAAGCUGGUAAGAGAGAUGAAGAGAAUUGGGAACAAACUUUAGAAGAAUCGAGAAAUGUAAUAACAUCAUUAGACUCUGACCUAUCUCAUCAUUUGAACGUUGUCCAAUCACUUCGAAAAGAAUUAUCAACGUACAAAUCUCAUUUCGGUUCAAUACCAACUCCUUCUUCUUCUGCCUCUUUAUCAGCAUCAGCGUCAUCAACGACAUUAUCGAUUAAUCCACCUUCCAAACAUCCUCAUGCGGCAUCGUCAACCUCUUCGACACCCACUCGUCAUUCUGGACCAAGGGAUGAUAGGCAUAGGAACGAUAGAUCACGCCAUGAUCGAGAUCGAGAUCGAGAGUCCGAUAGACAGUCAGAUGGAGGAAGGAGAUUCGAUAAUCCUUCGGCGGGACCUAGACAUGGUUCUGGAAGAAGAGAUGAAAGGCCUCCAGCUUCUAACGGUACGACCAGACAACAGGGCUCAGCAUCAGGGUCAGGGGAGAGAGGAGGGAAAGGUGAUGAUAGAGCUUAUAAGAGGAGAAGAUAA